UUCUGUUAAUUUUUUCUAAUGGCGUUUUGCUCGCUCUCAUACACUGCAUUAGUAUUGGUAUUCGAUCACCGGUAUGGAUUAUAUGAACAACUUGGUGGCCCACGAAUGCAGACCGGCCUCAUGUAGAGAUUUCGGAGCUUCCGUAGUGAAGGCGAGCAAGCGGGAAGAAAUUACCACGUUAUCCAUGGCAGAAGAUGCAAUCGCCUUCAUCGGUCAUCUCGGAUUCAGAGGCAUAGAUGCAUGCAGUGGGUCGAUGAGGGGCGUUAUUCUCCAACAAAUCCUCAUCCUCACUUCUACCACACCACAUGUGCGGUUCCUUUUCGGAUACACCAUGCUCUUCUCGCAGUUACAACGACAAAAAUUCCUUGCGGUGACCCGGAGUUCAUUGAAUAUCUUGCCAAACCACCCCCGGUUGAUGGACGACUUACGGAUGAGAGGAAAAUGAUGAUUGCGAGACCUAUGGUUGAGCUUGGCUACGAUGUAGAUUUUCGAAGGACAUCUGAAGGAAAAGCGAAAGUGGAAAAGCUCUUGAUCCUUGUUAUUACCGUGCAGCUCAUCCUAGUCAUCCACAGCACAAAAGAUCGUAUCAUUCACUACGCAGAAUCUAUCUAUCUCACCA
Molecule: messenger RNA, 619 nt
Organism: Cantharellus anzutake
Lineage: Eukaryota; Fungi; Basidiomycota; Agaricomycetes; Cantharellales; Hydnaceae
Exons: 2
Coding region: 74-445 (123 amino acids)
Source: RefSeq, a predicted model, not a curated record